Drosophila erecta is the source of this 490-nucleotide messenger RNA. Its product is annotated as eukaryotic translation initiation factor 5B. The coding region runs from base 2 to 415 and encodes 137 amino acids. Gene Ontology annotation, cellular component: DRM complex. Lineage: Eukaryota; Metazoa; Arthropoda; Insecta; Diptera; Drosophilidae. Gene Ontology annotation, biological process: regulation of DNA-templated transcription. The record is from RefSeq and is a predicted model, not a curated record. The transcript has 2 exons.
UAUGGAUAAAGUUUCGAAGUCCAUUAAGGGGGAUAGUCCCAGCGAUGCGGAGUACACUUUGGAGGAGGACCCAAUCGAAUUCGAGUUGAAAAAGCUGGAACGCGGCAGCGGCAGUUCCAAUGGCGAAAGCGACGAGGAAGGCCAGCAGGAUCAAAAGCAAGUGGACUCCAUCAUCGCCGAGAUGGACGAGCAAAAGGACACGGAACAGGAGGCAGCCGGUGAACAGGAUGAGGAGAGCGAGGAGGAUCUGCGCCGGAUGUAUGAACUAAGUCUCCUCCCGCCCGAGGCCAUGGCAGCCCACAUUCAGCAAAUGGAGAAGGAGCUCUACGAGCUGAGCCAACGGGAAGCCAGGGAGCUCAACCGGAGCAAACACCUGCGCAUCUUUGGCAACUCCCGUCGUCGCGCCAACAAGUGAAGAAGUGACAAAUCUGCUUAUAGCACACUGUAUACUGUGAUGACUUUGAUGGUAUCAAAUAAAGGGUCGUCAGCG